AUGCAUCCUAGGUCUGACCGCUACUACGGGGCUCAGAAUCAACAAAUCAAUAAUCAGGGAAAUCUCCAGGUCGAUCAUCCACGUACACCAGCCCAACAACCCCCACCUCUACUGCCCAACAACGUGAUCUCCUUACCGUCUCUUAUCGACAUGACCCAUGUCAAGAUACAUCCCCUACUGAGAUACACUGGAGUACCAUCAAGAUUGGAGUACGACAUUGUCAAGCCCCCCCACACGGCAUGUCUUCUGAAUCAAACAUCCGACGCCGACUGGCAGUAUUUACCCGCAGUUGAGCCACCGUUCUCGCGGAUGGUCUCAGAGCUGGUUAUCAAGGUACCGGGAGUUCCAUCCUUCGUGAUCGUAUAUCCGGAGGAUAAAUCCAGCGGAAUAAUCACCAUUUGGGAUGUAUUUCGUGGCGUCUACAAGGCAGUUCGAGGGGUCGUCGAAAGCAAAUAUGGGCAGGAUGUUGACACCGUCUUGCAGCACCCAUUUUUUCGGAAUAGAUUCGGCCCUAUGCCUAUUGGCCUCAGUCAACUGAAGGAGAAAGGAGAAAAAGAAAGAAGAAUGUACGAAAUUAUAAGGGAUUACUUUGGCGGUGGCAAAUUUAUCUGGGCGGGCUUAUAUCCAAGCCGCACUGAGCCAGAUGCGGCGAUGAAUGAUAAACUAGUCGACAAUCAGAGAGAUGGAGAAAAGGCAGACAACGCAAGUGUUGGCAAUGCGUCGCUAUCGGUGGUGGACCCCAAAGGACAAGGUCACCUCAAUCCUGGGGAGCUUACGUUUGAAGAAGACGUUGCCGGUGGGAUGGGGCGGCACUUAGGAGUGUUCAGUUGCACGAUGCUUAUCGUUGGUAGAAUCAUUGGGACUGGAAUUUUUUCGACACCAUCGUCUAUUUUAUCCUCUGUAGGUUCUGUCGGAGCGUCGCUUAUGCUCUGGGUUCUUGGAUUCGUCUUAUCCUUCUGUGGAUUGUUUGUUUGGCUCGAGUACGGAACAAUGUUUCCGCGCUCCGGAGGAGAGAAGGUCUAUCUUGAGGCCGUGUUCAAGAAACCCAAAUAUCUCGCUACAGUCAUAUUUGCGAGCAACGCGAUUCUACUCGGGUUUACGGCAUCUGGCUGUAUUGUAUUUGCCAAUAAUAUUCUCAUUUCUGCCGGUCAUGCUGCAGAGCGUUGGGUAGUGAGAGGAAUAGCGCUUGGAGUGAUAUUUUUUGUGACUGUACUCCAUGGCUUAACACCUAAAUUGGGUGUUCUUCUCAUGAACGCCCUGAGCGUCUUCAAAAUCAUAAUCCUUCUCUUUAUCGUGAUUACAGGCUGGGUUGUACUUUCGGGAAAAACGCGUAUUCAUGAUCCCCAUGCCAACUUCCGGGAUGCUUUUAGUGGAAGCUCGCACAGCAGUAACGACUACGCUACCGCUACGUUCAAAGUCCUCAAUGCCUACGCUGGGUGGUCAAACGUCAAUUACGUGAUGAAUGAUGUAAAGAAUCCUGUACGGACACUGAAGAUUGCAGGCCCACUUGGGCUUGGGAUAUGUGCUGUUUUCUAUCUGCUCGCGAAUGUGGCAUACUUUGCCGCUGCUACUAAGCAAGAGAUUCGGACAUCGGGUGUCACUGUUGCCUCGUUAUUUUUCAAAAAUGUCUUCGGGACAGAAGCACAGAAAGCUCUAUCCGCGAUUGUCGCCCUCAGUGCUCUAGGCAAUGUUAUUACCAUCACAUACGCAGCUUCUCGAGUCAACCAAGGUGAGGAUCGUACAUAUCCACUAUCAGUAUACGAUGAUCAUUGA
Psilocybe cubensis is the source of this 1773-nucleotide messenger RNA. RefSeq lists its product as uncharacterized. Gene Ontology annotation, biological process: amino acid transmembrane transport. Gene Ontology annotation, molecular function: L-amino acid transmembrane transporter activity. Gene Ontology annotation, cellular component: membrane. NCBI's taxonomy places the organism in Eukaryota, Fungi, Basidiomycota, Agaricomycetes, Agaricales, Agrocybaceae. The transcript has 12 exons. Bases 1 to 1773 code for a protein of 590 amino acids. The record is from RefSeq and is a predicted model, not a curated record.